Gastrolobium bilobum is the source of this 1089-nucleotide messenger RNA. RefSeq lists its product as uncharacterized. Bases 94 to 618 code for a protein of 174 amino acids. The record is from RefSeq and is a predicted model, not a curated record. The transcript is spliced from 4 exons. Lineage: Eukaryota; Viridiplantae; Streptophyta; Magnoliopsida; Fabales; Fabaceae.
UUAUCUGAAUUCUGAAGAACUACGGUGGCUUGAAAACCAAGAGUCCAAGAGAGUAGCAGUUGCAGUUACCUACCGUCUCUGAAAAAUCCAACGAUGGCGGUGGCUACGUCAUACUUAGUAAAACCUUUUUGUACUCCAAAAAUCCCGUUUCCGUCGAAUUCAAGACUCAGCAGCAUUCGAAUUGGAUCUCGAAAGCCUCAGCCUCAACCUCAACCUCAAACCAAAGCGAAAGCGUGUGUGUUCCACUUCCUGAACUUUGUAGAACCCGUGUCAUCACUGCCACUGCAGCUCCAGCUCCAUGAACCCCCCAAUGCUCUUUCUUUGCCGACGUGGGCCGUUCACGUUUCCAGUGUCGUUGAAUGGAUUAUAGCCAUGGCUUUGGUGUGGCAAUACGGGCAGAAAUCAGGAUUUCAAGCUUGGAAGGGGCUUUCUUGGGGUAUGGUACCUCUACUUGGUGGAGCAUUUUGUGCAUGCACAUGGCAUUUCUUUUAUAACUCCGACUCCCUGGAGGUAUUGGUGGCUCUUCAAGCGGCACUGACUGUUAUAGGUAAUGCCACAAUGUGCAUUGCUGCAUACCGGAUCUACAAAUCAUCUCGUGAAGGCUCCAAGAAUUUUUGAAUCGUUUGCAUGUUGGUAUCUCUCUCUGGAAGCAGUAGAUAUGCCUGAAUGAAGGUCCUAGUCUUCUUCUGAUUGAUAAACUAUCAUUCAUGGGAAUCUUAUGCGAAGAGCCUGCUGGUUUACCAAAAUAUUGAGUGACAAAGAAGGAAUCCGUAAGAUAUACCUUUCCUCCUUAAUCCUGCUUAUUUCAGUCUCAAUUGUUUCCAAUUGUCUUCUAUUAACAGGAUAAACAUGCUAGGAGAUGCUUAUUCUUUCUGAAAGUGGCUUUAUCUGAGAUUGAGGUCAAUUCAAAUUAGAAUAACUUCUUAAGCCGUUUUAAGAGCUUGUGUACGAUGAACGACCUCCAUUGUCUAGCGUGCUUGUACAUCAAUUGUAUGCAUCUGAACUAUUUCUAACUGUUCAGUAUAGGGUAAAGAGUGUGCUAUUUACUAUGUAAAUAAUUUAAUAAUAGUAAGCGGUUACGAUGCAACA